Erigeron canadensis is the source of this 492-nucleotide messenger RNA. Its product is annotated as protein PLANT CADMIUM RESISTANCE 2-like. The record is from RefSeq and is a predicted model, not a curated record. The coding region runs from base 1 to 492 and encodes 163 amino acids. The transcript has 4 exons. Lineage: Eukaryota; Viridiplantae; Streptophyta; Magnoliopsida; Asterales; Asteraceae.
AUGUCUUCAACAAAUGGAAAUGGCUACAAGACGCUUUUGGCAACUCCUCUAAUCACACAAGAUGACCAACUUGCACCAGAAACCACCGAGCUUUGGUCCUCCGGCCUGUGUGACUGUUGUGCUGACCCUAAACUUUGUUGCAUAACAUGCUGGUUUCCUUGCGUUACAUUUGGACGAAUUGCAAAGGCAGUCGACAAUGGAAAGACUUCUUGGGUUGCAAGUGCCGGGAUUCAUGGACUGUUGACAUACAUGACUGGGUUCGGAUGGAUAUAUUCAUGCAUGUAUCGUUCCAAGAUGAGAGAACGAUACAUGUUGGAAAGUACUAGUUCAUUCCGUGAUUGUUUAGCUCAUUUCUGCUGCGAAAGAUGUGCUUUGUGUCAAGAGUACCGUGAGCUCCAAUUUCGUGGUUGCAUUAUGUCACCAGCUGAUGACAAACAACAGACGUAUGGAGUGGAGGCUGUGCCAAUUGCUCAUGGAGGAAUGACCCGUUGA